AGCAUUUGAACAUCUCAAGCGGUCAAGGAGUGCAGCCAUGGCGGGCUGCGACAUGGAGAGCCAGAUGAGCGGCAUCAGCCCGCAGCAGGUUCGACUGGGCUUCAUCCGAAAGGUCUACGGCAUCGUUUGCGCUCAGGUCACUGCCACGUCCAUCUUCGCGGGCGCCUGCGUGGCUGGGCCGUUGCGAGAGCCCAUGGUCGCCUUUGCCCAGCACAGGCCCGGGCUGCUGCAGUGGGGCACUUUGAUCGCCAGUCUCUUGGCGCUGCUCCUCUGCCGAGUGGGCAAGGACCGAUACCCCCUGAACCUGGUGGGCCUUGGUCUUCUCACCUCGGUCAUGGCUGUUGACGUGGGGGUGAUCUCUGCUAUGGUGAGCUCCAUUGGGCUGGGUAUGCUGGUGGUGGAGGCGGCGCUCAUUACCGGGCUCCUCACUGCGGGCCUCACUUUGUAUACCUUCCGCUCCAAGCGGGACUUUUCCUUCCUGGGGGCCGCCCUGUGGCCCUUGCUGUUCGCACUCUGCUGCUUCUCUUUGCUGAGCGUCUUUUUCCCUUCGCUGCGAAUGGGGUGGAUGAACCUCAUCGUCUCCUUCGCAGGAGCAGCAAUCUUCUGCGGGUACAUCGUCUUUGAUACCUGGCGCAUAUGCAACGAGCUCAAGGUGGAUGACUACGUGGAGGGCGCCAUCCAGCUGUACAUGGACAUCGUCAACCUGUUCUUGUACAUCCUUCGCAUCCUCCUGGAAAUCGCUGCGAAGCGGGACUAGCCCAUCGGCUCCCCGCGCAGGCAGCCGUACUGCGCGAUUGCGAUGGGCGCAAAUGGUGGGGAGCGAAGCCAAAUCCAAAUCGUUAAUCAAAUGUUGAACUCAAAAAAGAGCAGAGGCUGAGGAACCAGGAUUUUCUUAUCACCGAAUCACCUGGAUACUCUCUCUCAUGUGCGUCCCAGCAUAGCAUUGACACAUCAGUUGCUCGUACCCAAACCACAAGAGAGCAUCUCGUGAAAGGAAGGCUGUGCUUUUCUU
Effrenium voratum is the source of this 1012-nucleotide messenger RNA. The record is from the annotation of a GenBank genome assembly. NCBI's taxonomy places the organism in Eukaryota, Dinophyceae, Suessiales, Symbiodiniaceae.